ACUGGAUGAAGAGAAGAAAGUCUUACCUACAUUGUAAGAAUUGCCACUCUAUAUACCCGUUACAAUAUGUCCGUGUUAGCAACGUUGAUUGGCAACGCCUUGUCUCAUGGCCCCCACGUAUUUCUCCGCCGGGGACGAGAGAUAGCCGGCGUAACGAAGGGGUGUCGAUUCCUCCGUCGCGUUUAUUUCAUUCAAUUUCCUCACCCUCUAAUUCCUCAGGCAAAUUGAAUGGACAACUAACAUUGGUAUCUUGAUUGUUGAAAGUGUCAGCCACGAUGAGGCUCACUCCUCCCGAGUUGCAACAGAUCCAUUUUGGGACCGGUCCUCGUGGAUAUGAGCCUAUAACGCAUCAUGAUGCCAAGCCGGAUACGUACGUACAGGAAGAGGAAGAUUAUCGAGCUGCUCUUUCGAGCGAAUGCCCUUUGCAUAAAUGGCCUCAACACUCAUAUCGUGCAUUUUGCCCUCGACCAAUUCUUGUCAACAAGCGGCAUCAGCGACAGUUAUCAGAAUUGCAUGAGGCUUUGGCUGCUGCUAUCACUGACAUUGUUGGGAGAUGGUGGACUGACGAUGCAGCGGGAUUCCCCAAGCGUAUGCCUCUGCAGAAGGAAGAGGAAGAUUUCUUGCAGUGGUUAGAAUCCCAAGUAUCGCGCGGAGAUCGACCGCCUUACUCUGCAUGCCAAGGAGCAUGGAGGCCAGACUUCAUGGUUGAGGAAGAUAAGAAUAGCUGUGACGAUGAGGCAACAGAAAAAUUCCGAAUCACAGAAAUUAAUGCCCGCUUCUCUUUCAAUGCGCUCUUUCAUGUAGCAUACGGUCAAAGAGCUCUAGAGAAAAUGGGUAUAAGGACUAAUGGGUUAUCCGGCGCGAUAGACGCAGGCAAGUUCCUUGAAGGGGCAUUCAGUCUCACCAAACCUGAUAUUCCUCUACAUAUUCUUAAGGGGGAAGAGGCUGGACUUGAUAUACACCUAUUCUUAGACGCCGCUCAACAUCACCGAGGUUCCGCGACACGACUUAUUCGCCCUUCGGAUCUCAGACUAGUUCCUGAUCCCCAGAAUGAAGGAGAAUAUCGCCUCUGUUGCCUCGUUGAAAAGAGUGGAGAUGCCAAUGGCUCCCAGGCAUCUUCUAUCUUUACAACUUGCAAUGGAGAACUAGUGGAAGAAAUUCAACAAGUUGGCCUCGAACUCUAUCAGCAGGAGUUGCUCUCUCUAGAACCAGAGAUGUUACGUCAGAUUAGCCUACGGUGUUUCAACGACAUGCGGUCUAUCUUUCUAGUCCAUGACAAGCGUAUUCUAGGUAUCGUGAAGCAGGAACUUCAGCCACUAGUAGCGCGGGGAGUGUUAACCCCGAUCCAAGCACAGAUCUUGGACGAAGGAAUUGUGGAUACGAUACUACCCGGGUCACAGGAGCUAGAUCAACUUCUCCAGCUUUCCAGAGCCUCGCCCAAACUGAAAGAUAACUACAUCAUCAAAGCAGUACGCGAUGGUAAAGGGGCUGGGAUUGUAUUUGGCGAAGAUCUCACAGAAGACGAAUGGGUAUCUGCUCUUGGGCAACUACGAUCUCCUGAAUUAACCGCGGGGACCAAUAGCAUUGUACAGCGUCGGAUCAUACCUCGCUUGUACGAUGUGAUACUGAGUACAUCAGGGGAGAGGCUGCGAUACCCGCUUGUGGGAACAUAUCAUUCCAUCCACGGAAGGCUUCUUGGAUUGGGGAUCUGGCGUUCUACCAACGAUCGAGUAUGUGCAACUACGAAUAGGAAUUCUUGCAUAUGCUCUGUCGUCGAUGUCAACGCCGCUGAAGCACGCAAUUAGUAAUUUUCCACACGAGGCUGUGGUAAUACUAUAUGAGCGUCUACUCAAGUAAAACGUAUAUAAGCUAUAGUUUUCUCCCACAGGCAUUUUUUUCCUAUCAAAUGCCGUCAGGCCUAGGGUUGAUGAAUAUUCUCAACAAAUCCAUGGUUUUAGCUCUUUUCUUGCGAGACAUAGCAAACGAUUCAGCUUCAUACCAUCAUAUAUAGGUUUUUUAAAUAGCAGUCAGCAUCAAUCCCUUCAAAUCUGUACGGUGCGUAGGUAAGGUUUUACAACCCCCUUCUGUCAUGAUAUACUGUGUCCUUUUAGAAAAGGGGGCCAGCCCAAGAAGAUGAUUCAAGCUUCUUUAUGGUCCGUGUUAAACCUCAACAUAUAACGAACACCAUUCUUACGUUCUGGAUUGCUGAAUUGCAGCUUUGGCAUUUGAGAUAAGUACAUAGAAAAAGAAGCAUCAGGAGCAAGCAAGUUGCAUUGCCC
Annulohypoxylon truncatum is the source of this 2279-nucleotide messenger RNA. RefSeq lists its product as uncharacterized. The transcript has 5 exons. The record is from RefSeq and is a predicted model, not a curated record. Bases 276 to 1805 code for a protein of 509 amino acids. Lineage: Eukaryota; Fungi; Ascomycota; Sordariomycetes; Xylariales; Hypoxylaceae.